AUGCCGUCAGCGUGUUUCCUAGGCAACUUUGGAAUGGACAGGAUGAUCGCGAGGGUUGGUGUGGAAACCACCCUGAACGUGGGCUUGGCGCUGUUGGCCUUCAGCUCCCUGGGUUUCGGCUUGGCGCGCACGGUCCAAGGCUGGCUCUUCUGGCGGGUUUUGCAAGGCUUGGCGACGGCACCCAUCUACACGUCCAUCAGUACUCGUCUGGCACGCUCUUAUACUGGCAACGGCGAGUUCCACCAGGUGGUUGGAAUCCAGGAGAUGCUCGGGAACGCCGGCGUGACCAUCGCGCCGCUUCUAGGAGGAGUGCUUUUCGCCUGGGGAGGCUUCCAGUUACCCUUCAUGCUCAGCGCCGUUAUGCACUUCCUGUUCUUGGGCAUCACCCUCUUCUCCAGCGGCAGCGCUGCGGGCUCGGAGGCCGAGCCGCUCCUGGACGGCGAGCGCCCGGAGCCCAUGGUGGCGGUGACAGCCUUCUCGGUGUGCUCGCUGCCAGUUCUGCUUUUGAACUUCGUUCCGCUGUUGUGUCUCGGCGUCUUCGGCGGGUACGAGCCAAUUCUGGGUUCUCGUUUCCACGAGGUCUUGGGCCGAAUUCAUCCCGCCACUGUCGGCUUACUAAUGUCGAUGUCCGGAUUCCCCUCGACACUCUUCACUUUCUUUGUGCCGACUCUGGUAGAAAAGAUCGGCUCGCGAAGCCUGAUGACAUUCGGAAUUGGGUGGCACAGCUGA
This is a messenger RNA of Symbiodinium sp. CCMP2456, 729 nucleotides long. NCBI's taxonomy places the organism in Eukaryota, Dinophyceae, Suessiales, Symbiodiniaceae. The record is from the annotation of a GenBank genome assembly.